Molecule: messenger RNA, 3426 nt
Organism: Pseudonaja textilis
Lineage: Eukaryota; Metazoa; Chordata; Lepidosauria; Squamata; Elapidae
Gene: IL4R
Product: interleukin 4 receptor
Biological process (GO): production of molecular mediator involved in inflammatory response; cytokine-mediated signaling pathway
Cellular component (GO): membrane; external side of plasma membrane
Molecular function (GO): protein binding; cytokine receptor activity
Source: RefSeq, a predicted model, not a curated record
UUUCGCGGAAGAGGCAGCGGGGCCGCUUCGGCGAAGCCGCGGCAGGCGGACGGCGCGUCCCGGGCGUCGGGCGGCGAUGGGCUCGUGGCGGAGCGCGGCAGCGACGGCGGCGGGGCUGCUCUGCCUCCUGUGGCACCUUGCAUCCUCAAAGAAUGUCCAGCCAAGGUGCCACACCGAUUUUGCCACUGAACUGGUUUGUCAUUGGGAGGUGGAUGCCGUCACCAACUGCAGUGCGGAGUUUAACGUACUCUACCAGUCAGCUCUUGCAAAGAAGCCACAGGAGUGCCCUCUGCAGAAGAAGCAGGGCCCAGGCACUGCCCCCAGGUGUGUCUGCGUGAUUCCAGAGGACAAAUUCAAAGGACUCAAGUAUAACAUAUCGCUGGCCAGGACAGAGAACGGUGCCAAGGUCUGGAGCAACCGGACCUGGGAUAUGGACUUAAUUGUGAAGCCCAGGCCCCUGGUCCACCUGAGGAUCGAGAAGAGCAAGAAGGACCGCACUUUCAUCCUUACUUGGAAGAGGGACUACGCUGUGUCAAACUCACUUUAUACACCUGCAGCGAAGUACGAGGUUGCCUAUUGGCCCCAGAACCACACAGAAAAGAAAAUAAUUGUUCCAGAGGACUCAUCCCAUCACACGAUCUUUGCAGACAAGCUCCAGUCAGACUCCACCUACGAAGCGAGGGUGCGCUAUGGCUUGAAACUCUGGGGAGAAACCUGGAGUGAGUGGAGUGCGACUACUCAGUGGCUCAAUGAUUUUGAGCCCAGCUCGGAAAAGAAAUCCUGGAUGCACAUUGUUUGGUUGUGCGUGAUCGUCAUUGGUCUCAUUCUCUUUGGCUACCUCUGUUGCCUAUGGGUGAAGAGGAAAUGGUGGGAUGGGAUCCCAAGUCCCCGCAAGAGCAAACUGGCCGAGGAUAUCACAGCGGGGAAAUGGCUUUGGGUUUUCGGCAAGAUGGACCCGGCUCCCUGCAGACGGCCGUUUCCGAGCAAAGGGGCUGCCGGUCUCCCUCCCCAGCCUCCGUGUGUGACCCGGGAGCCCUUUCUGGUCCCCGAAGAAGUCUUCCUGAGCCAAGGCUCCCUAACCGCAGGCAGCAGUGCCGGAGAGGUCAAAGCAGGAAGCCCGGAAGAGGCAGAGGAAGAGACGGAGCCCGUGGAGAUGCGGAUGGAGCACGAAGACGCUGUGGCCGGCCUCUUCAGGGACCUUGUGGGUGGUGUCCUGAGCACAGGGGAUCCGGGGGGCCUGGCAACCUCCACCCACAGUGGCUUUACUCCAGAGGAGCCCAUCUGCCUGCAGGGCCUCCCCCAGCCGGCUUAUCAAGGCUGCCGAGUGGAGGCCGAGGGCUGUGGGCUGGAGCUGCCUUCAUCGGGGCCAGGCCUGUACGCUCCUGAAGGACAAGCCGACUGGCUGCCUGGGCUGGAGAGCUCGCCGACCGAUCCCUCCUGCACUGCCCUCCCUGCCGCCCGCUUGGCUCUGGGCUACAAGUCCCUCAGCAGCCUGGAGGCUCAGCCGGCGAGCGGCUUCUGCCCGGCCUGGAGUCAGUGGCCUGGCCUGGCCCAGGAAGGCCAAAGCCAGCAGGCCUGGGGCGCGUCUGGGGCGGGUCUUCUGCCGCUGCCGGACACUUCUGGAGGCUUCCCAAUUGGUCAAGACGCCUUCUCCCUUUACGGAGCCGCUGCCCCAGAAACGUGGCUUUUCCCUCCCCAGCCAGGAGGGGCCUUGGGAGCUUCUGCCCUGCAGGCCUCUGGGGGGCCUGAGAGCUUGCCCGGGCCGAAGGCCACUUUCUUCUCUGGCUACCGGGCCUUCAGCUGUGCCCUCCAGAGCAGCCUCGCCUCCCCGGAGUUCUCCGUGGAGCCCGUCUAGAAGCCUCUCCUCCGGGCAUCGAAGAGAGGCUUCUCGGGGGCAGGGAACCCAUUGAGCACAAAGGGGGGGUUGUGCUCAAACUCGGAGAGGAAUAGACGUUGCACCUUUUCAGGUAAAAGCAGGUGAAGCCCAGUGCUGGAAAUCCCAUUUCUCCACUUCACAAUUUGCAGCUCUCCGGACAGUCAGCAGGGAACAUGGGUGGUGGGUCAAGCAGCCUUUGCAGGCUGUAGCUGCCCCGGCUUGUGCCCCUUUCCAGUUUCAGGUCUUCCUAGAACCGUGGCUACAGAAGGGGGCCCGGCGGACACCCCGGGCACCUUGCCUCCCCCCGGCCUCCCCAUCCCCCCUCUGGCUCUGCAUCCCCAAGCCUCAGCUGGGCGUCGAACCUCCAAGGCCUCCAUCCCUCCAGCUGGCCUUCCUUACUCUUCCUGCAGCUGGGGAGCCCCAGGUUGCAGCUCGGAAGGAAGGGCGAGUGGGGGCCAGGGUCCUCCUGAAGGGAGGGAGAAAGAGCUCUGGAGCCUUUCAGAGCUGCUAUGCUUGGGGUGAGGAGCGCAGUGCAGGUCAGAGCUUCAUCCUAAAGGAGAGGAGACAGGCUGUCCAGGGGCCAGAGAAGCCACACCAACACAAACACACACAGGUGCUGCAGAGCCAGGAGGCCUUUACAAGUCUUCCAGACUUAGCUAUGCAUGCCCACGCACACACUCCCAUUACAACCCCAGUCCUGCCUGCACUAGUUCCCAGUUUGCCUCCAGGUCCAAUUCAAGGUGUUGGCUUUUGUCCUUAAAGCCCUUUAUGGGACCAGGUGAUGAAAGGAACCACCUCGUCCCAAUGGGAUUAGCCUGCUCCACUCACUCCGACAGACCCCAUUGGUGAAGGAGCUUCAGCCGGGGGGGGGGUCUAGGAGAAGGGCCUUUUCUGCCAUGCCCCCUCCCCCACGGACCAUGGGACCUCUCGAGGUGGGAUCCAUCCCCGUCCGCCUGUCCUCCCCGGCUCUGCUGCUUAACUUGAGGCCCCAGUGGGGAGGGGAGAAGGCCCCACUCCCCUCUUCUUGGUUGCCAGCCUUUUCCUCUUUCUCAUUUAGGCCUUUGUAGGAUUGUAUUUCAUUGCGAGCGGCCCAGAGUCUCUGGAUAGGAGAUGGGUGGCAUAAUUUUAAUAAAUAACUAAAUAAACAAACCCUUUUAUAACCCUGACAUUGUACAAGUUGGGCCUGUGUACCUUUUUCUGACUUCACCCGUGGUUGAAAUGCGUGGCUCGUGCGCCCCCCCCCCCCCAUGCACAAGUUGGCCCGCCUCUUUGGGAAUCCCCAAUGUAUUGGGCGGGUGGGGGGGAGUCAUGAGAAAGGCUGAUGUGGCCCCUGCCGGACAGCUCUAGUAGGCGAAGCUGUUUUGCCGCCUGAGCUGCUUGAGGAACAGGAACACUUGGUGGGCCAACAUAUCUCAAAAGUACCUUUAUUAGAACAGCACCUGGCACACCUGUGGAAUCCCGAAUCUAAAAGUUUUCAGGCUUUCCACAAUUUCCCAAACUACAAACCCAUCUCCCCUUGGUUGUCAUCACAUGGCCCAAUCACGAUCCGU